UUCUCUUCUUCACAAGCAUCUUCUCAUCAAAAUCAACCAUAUAUUUGCUCCCUAUAGAAACACACACAUAAUAAUAUACAUAGGGAUCACUUGUCAUAUAUAUGUUCUCACCGGCCUUAGCUUUGACAAAGUUCUUCCAACCUUUGGUUAGCUAGCCAGGCAUAUAUCUCCAAUUCAUCGUGGCCAUGAUGAAGGGCAUGGCACUUGUUGGUUUGCUCUUAGCCGCGUCUCUUAUGGUGUCCGAGAGCCGCGUCGCGAGAAAGGACCUGGGCCUGGACCUGGGUGGUAUUGGGCUAGGGAUAGGUGCUGGAAUAGGCAUCGGUUUAGGUGGUGGGGGCGGUUCAGGAGCUGGAGCUGGUGCCGGCUCUGGAUCUGGUGGUGGAUCUAGUUCGUCAUCUUCUUCUUCAUCGUCGUCUAGUUCCAGUUCAGGCUUGGGUGGUGCAGGGUCCGAAGCUGGCUCCUACGCCGGGUCGUAUGCUGGGUCUGGGACUGGGGGAAGCCGAGGAGGAGGUUCAGGCUCGGGAUACGGGGAGGGUCGUGGUGAGGGGUCCGGCAAAGGUGGCGGAUCGGGAGGCAGAUCGGGCUAUGGUGAAGGGGGCGGAUACGGGAGAGGAGGUGGGCAUGGAAAGUGAGACCAUAACAGCACAUAAUGUCCUUUUCUACACAUUAGUGAAUGGGCAGUCCAUGGUAGCCUUAACUAAAUUAUAGUAUGAAUAAAUAAGUGUGCUUCUAUACAUCUUAUGUCGAGUGUGAGUCACAUAUAUUAAGUAAGUAACUUUCUGAGCCGUCGAAAGUUGUGUGCUUGUCAUUUUGGGAAUGCUGCGGGCCAAAAAAAAAGUAUGUGCUUAUAGUCCCCCUUAUAUAUUACCUAGCUAUAUAUAUUUCUAUAUUUUCCAUGAUGUCUUCAUACUAAAUUAAAUAAUAACGUAAUUUCUCA
Messenger RNA from Punica granatum (pomegranate), 937 nucleotides. NCBI's taxonomy places the organism in Eukaryota, Viridiplantae, Streptophyta, Magnoliopsida, Myrtales, Lythraceae. The record is from RefSeq and is a predicted model, not a curated record.